Molecule: messenger RNA, 954 nt
Organism: Nicotiana tabacum (common tobacco)
Lineage: Eukaryota; Viridiplantae; Streptophyta; Magnoliopsida; Solanales; Solanaceae
Source: RefSeq, a predicted model, not a curated record
AUGUUCCACUCUCGAAAGGAUCACAUUUCGGGCGCACCACCAGUAUUGAAGGGCCCGGACUCGAAGAAGUACACCCAAUUGCCAUUCAAUCCGGGCGCAACACUAGAUUUGAUUCCGAAACGGUUCAAAAUGCCAGACGUACAGAAGUAUGAUGGGACUUCAUACCCUCAGGAGCACAUUACAACUUAUACAACAACGCUUAAAGGAAACGGCUUGGACCAACAUAAGAUUAAGUUGGUCAUGUUGAAGAAAUUCGGAGAAACCCUCACGAAUGGGGCGUUGAUAUGGUAUUCGCUUUUACCCGAACAUUCAAUUGAUUCUUUUGAGAUGUUCGCAGAUUCUUUCAUAAAGGCCCAUGUCGGGGCCAGGAAGGUCCAGGCCCAGAAGAUGGACAUAUUUAGAAUUUCGCAAGGAGAGUCUAAAUUAUUGCAUGAUUUCAUGGUUAGGUUUCAGAAAGAAAGGAUGUUGUUACCGGUCAUGCCAGACGAAUGUGCAGCUGUGAUAAGGAUAAAAGAUGAUCAGCUCGGGUUCCCGGCAUCAACCAAGGGUCGGGAUCGAGAAAAGAACAAGGAUAAAUCUAAGGAUGAUUUUGAUGCAGAUCGACGAUAUUCUAAGGGCCGAUUAUUGACCUACGAGAGGGCCGAAGUACGCAGUGGCAAAGGAUUCCGGAUGUCAGAGUAUAAUUUCAACGUUAGCAUAGUGGAGCUGGUAUCGGCAAUGAGAAACAUUAAGGAAGCACAGUUCCUGAGGCAGAUUAGAUCUGAUCCCAACCAGAGGGGUCCUAAUUUAUGGUGCGAAUAUCAUGGGACUCGUGGCCACCGAAUUGGGGAUUGUCGACAUCUGUGCGAAGAGGUUGCAACGGUGUUGGAGAAUGGCCAUCUCAGGGAAUUCUUAAGCGACCGAGCCAAGAACAAUACGGUCGCAGCCGAGACAAUGCAGAACUCUCGAAGAUAG